Messenger RNA from Ixodes scapularis (black-legged tick), 2099 nucleotides. RefSeq names its product zinc finger protein 569. Gene Ontology annotation, biological process: regulation of transcription by RNA polymerase II. NCBI's taxonomy places the organism in Eukaryota, Metazoa, Arthropoda, Arachnida, Ixodida, Ixodidae. The transcript has 3 exons. Gene Ontology annotation, molecular function: RNA polymerase II cis-regulatory region sequence-specific DNA binding; DNA-binding transcription factor activity, RNA polymerase II-specific. Gene Ontology annotation, cellular component: nucleus. The record is from RefSeq and is a predicted model, not a curated record. The coding region runs from base 302 to 1990 and encodes 562 amino acids.
GGAGAAGCGUUCACGCGCUUCGGGAUCUCGGAGGCCAUGGUUUGUGCUGGGUGGUGUAAAAUAGCAGCGUAGAUGGCGCAAGUAACCGCCCGAUUCGGAAUAUGCCAAGUUAUUUUUUUGUUUUUGUACGUUCGACGUUUCGCCAGUUUCGCGUUUGGUUUCGCCGUUUCCGUCACUGGGCGAGUGGGUUUACGUUUUCUGUGCGUUGCCUUGUCAGCCCUUCGACGUCGGAUGGCCGAGUGCGUCGGUGUCCCGUAACUAAAUCGAGUUAUUUUGGAAGUCGCAGGCGGGUGGGUUCAGAAUGCAUUCAGCAAUCCGCAUGCAAGAGUCUUCCUCGUACCCCGUAAUUCAAUGGGACCCCCUUCUGUUCUUGAAAGCGCCUGAAGAGGACAACGCAGAAAGUGCGGACUGCGCUACUUUGUCUCAACAAGGUAGUGAAGAGUGCAGCGACGACGCCCAGAAACCCAGGAGUCCGGAGCCUGCAAAACGUCUGGAGUCUGGCAACCUUCGCCACAAGUGCCCGCACUGUCUGACGGCGUUUGCGACCAAGGGGGCCCUCCGUCGACACGGCUGCGUCCUCAGGGACCUCUUCCGAUUUCGCUGCGAGUCAUGCGGGACGUCCUUUGCAAGCGAGGCCACCUACAUCGGGCACUCCUGCAGUCGCACAGUCCACAAGAAGAGAUUGGUGUCGAAAACGAUCAAAGACCCCGACCAGCGUCUUCACAAGUGUCGCCGAUGCUCGAAGUCCUUUGGAACCAAGAGCUGGCUGAAACGUCACUCCUGCAUUCAUAAAGACACUUCUCACGUGCGGCGCAAGAAGCGGGACAUCGUCCCCGCCAGCCAAGGUGUUGAGCCCGCUUGCCAAGAUGUUGCACCUUCUGGCCAGGACAUCGUCUGCGCUAGUGAAAGUGUCACUCUCGCUAGCCAGGAUGUCAUCAUCGAAAAGCGUCCCGGCGUCGACACCAAAGAACGGCGGUACGCUUGCGACAGGUGCACCGAGGCAUACUCCGAGGAGACGGAGCUCGCCACCCAUAUGCGUGGACAUGCCAGCAGCGACCGUUACCGGUGCAAAGAUUGCGCCAAGACGUAUGCCCGCAGGUUUCAGCUACAAACCCACAUGUUGACUCACUCCGGCGAGAAACCCUUCAAGUGUCGGCUCUGUCCGAAAGGAUUCAUUCGGAAAGCGUCAUUGAUAUUGCACAGUAAAGUGCAUGUCGAGGAUAAGUACAAGUGCGACCUCUGCCCGGAGAGCUUCCACCUCGAGAUCUCGCUGAAUAAGCACAAACGCAUGCACGCCCCCCCGAAGCGCUUUCCGUGCAACUGCUGCCCCGAAACGUUUGCGAGUGCGGCGGAGCUGAAGGUGCAUGCGCGGAUUCAUGCUCCGGAGUAUCGCUGCACGGAGUGUGGGAAGUCGUUCGAUCGAAAGGGACUGCUCGCGAUCCACAUGGUGACUCACACGGGCGAGAGGCCGCACAGUUGCAACAUCUGCCCCAAGAGGUUCACACAGAAGGUGGCCCUAACUGUCCACCUCCGCUCUCACACCAAUGACAGGAAGUACAAGUGCGAGGUCUGCGACAUGAGGUUCCUGCGGAAGCAGGUCCUCGAGCGCCACAUGGCGGUGCACACCGGAGAACGGAAGUAUGCGUGCGAGCACUGCCCCAUGCGGUUUGCGCAGAAGGCGGCACUCUCGAUCCACGAGCGAACUCACAGCGGCGAGCGGCCCCACGCGUGCACCACCUGCAAAAAGAGGUUUGCAACCAGGGUGAACCUGGAGCGCCACGUCGCAACGCACACCGGCGAGCGGCCCUUCGAGUGCUGGUUGUGCCCCGCAGCGUUUGCCACCAACUCGACGCUUCAGGAUCACGUGCAGACGCACGAGCGGACGCGCGAGUACAAGUGUGCCGUGUGCGAGCUCGUCAUGUAUAGCAGGAGGGGUUUCAGUGGCCACAUGAAGAGGCACGUACACAAGGUCGAGUCAACUAAAAAGUAGUAGUGGACGCGCUGUCUUAUUACACUCUCCUUUAUGUUUCCCGCUUUGCCAAAGGUUGUUAGCAUGGGCAAACUUGAUUACUGCAUGAAAUAAAUGUGCUCGAUACAAA